AAAAAACACUAUUGCGAAAUAUGUUUAAGUUAAGGCAAAUUUUACGUCAGGCAUUCUCAGAAGUUGGUACUUUUUAGCCAGCACCCAGCACAAUUGGGCUUUUGCUUAAUUAAAUUAAAUUAAGAAUAAAAAGAAUUCUUGGCGUUUUAGCUUUAAAAAAUGCUUCGGUUGUUAAAUUCAAAACCACAGACAUUUCUCAACCAAAUUCGCAAUACAAAAGUAGUGGCAAGAGAUGCUUCUCAAAAGGUUGCAAUCAGUAAGUUUGAUCCAAAUAUUUACCUGCCUUAUGAAAAGCUUAAUAACAAUCUUAAAAUAGUAAAAGACAGAUUAAAGCGACCACUUACUACAGCUGAAAAAGUUCUUUACAGUCACUUAGAUGACCCUAAAAAUCAAGAUAUUAAACGUGGAGUAUCUUACUUAAAAUUACGCCCUGAUCGUGUUGCUAUGCAGGAUGCUACUGCACAAAUGGCAAUGCUCCAGUUUAUUUCAAGUGGUUUACCAAAAGUAGCAGUACCAUCUACUAUUCAUUGUGAUCAUCUGAUUGAAGCACAACUAGGAGGAGACAAGGAUUUGGCACGAGCAAAGGACAUCAAUAAAGAAGUAUAUGAUUUUCUUUCAUCUGCAAGUAAAAAGUAUGGUGUUGGCUUCUGGAAACCUGGAUCAGGAAUCAUUCAUCAAAUUAUUCUUGAAAACUAUGCUUUCCCUGGUAUACUGCUGAUUGGUACAGAUAGCCAUACAGUUAAUGGUGGAGGACUGGGUGGUGUAACUAUUGGUGUAGGUGGUGCUGAUGCAGUAGAUGUGAUGGCUGGAAUACCUUGGGAAUUAAAAUGCCCUAAAAUAAUUGGUGUAAAAUUAACAGGAAAACUUGGUGGUUGGACUUCUCCUAAAGAUGUUAUUUUAAAAGUAGCUGAUAUACUUACUGUUAAAGGAGGAACAGGAGCUAUUAUUGAGUACUAUGGUCCUGGUGUCAACUCUAUAUCAUGCACUGGUAUGGGAACUAUUUGUAACAUGGGUGCAGAAAUAGGAGCAACAACUUCUAUUUUUCCAUUCAAUGAAAGAAUGACCCGUUACUUAAAUGCUACUGGUCGUAAAGAUAUAGCUUUGCUUGCAGAGCAAUAUAAAAGUUUGUUAGAAGCUGAUAAUGGAGCUGAAUAUGAUCAACAAUUUGAAAUUGAUUUAUCAACAUUAGAGCCCCUUGUCAAUGGACCAUUUACACCAGAUCUAGCUCAUCCUAUCUCCAAGCUUGGCCAGAAUGCUAAAAGUAAUGGUUGGCCUACAGAAGUUAAAGUUGGUUUAAUUGGAAGCUGCACAAACAGUAGCUAUGAAGAUAUGGGAAGGUCUGCAAGUAUUGCCAAACAAGCUCUUAGUCACGGAGUCAAAGCUAAAUCAAUAUUUACGAUUACUCCUGGAUCUGAACAAAUUCGUGCUACAAUAGAACGUGAUGGAAUAGCACAAACAUUAAGAGAUUUAGGUGGUAUAGUUUUAGCAAAUGCUUGUGGUCCUUGCAUUGGUCAAUGGGACAGAAAAGAUGUUCCAAAAGGUUCUAAAAACACUAUCGUGUCAUCUUACAAUCGAAAUUUCACAGGAAGAAAUGAUGCUAACAACAACACACAUGCAUUUGUUACAUCACCAGAAUUAGUUACAGCAUUAGCGAUUGCAGGAGAUUUAACUUUUAAUCCAAUUACUGAUGAGCUUACAGGUUCAGAUGGGAAAAAGUUUAAAUUAAAAAGUCCUUUUGGAGAAGAGUUACCUGCAAAAGGCUUUGAUCCAGGUCAGGAUACAUAUCAAUCUCCUCCAAAUGAUGGUUCAAAACUCACAGUUGUUGUUGAUCCAAAAAGUGAUAGGUUGCAACUUUUAGCACCAUUUGAGCCAUUUGAUGGAAAAGACUUAAUUGAUGUCCCUAUUUUAAUUAAGGCUAAAGGAAAGUGCACAACUGAUCAUAUUAGUAUGGCUGGACCAUGGUUAAAAUACAGAGGACAUCUAGACAAUAUUUCAAACAACAUGCUUAUUGGAGCAAUAAAUGAAGAAAAUGGUGAAGCAAAUAAAGUCAAAAAUCAGUUGACUGGAAAAUAUGGUACUGUACCAGAUACUGCAAGAAGCUAUAAGGCUGCAGGUGUAAGUUGGGUUGUUAUUGGAGAUGAAAACUAUGGAGAGGGCAGCAGUAGAGAGCAUGCUGCCCUUGAACCAAGACAUUUGGGUGGAAAAGCAAUUAUUGUUAAAAGUUUUGCUCGUAUUCAUGAAACUAAUCUAAAGAAACAAGGUAUGCUUCCAUUGACGUUUGAAAAUAGCUCAGAUUAUGCAAAAAUAAAACCAAGCGACAGAAUAUCACUUAUUGAUUUAGCCGCUAUUGCACCAGGAAAACCAAUUAAAUGCGUGGUGAAACACUCUGAUGGUUCUCGUGAAACAAUCAAUCUUCUCCAUACAAUGAACCUUGGACAAAUUGAAUGGUUUAAAGCUGGAAGUGCUCUUAAUAAAAUGGCAAACGAUGCAAAAUAAAUUUUUUAUUCUA
Molecule: messenger RNA, 2509 nt
Organism: Hydra vulgaris (swiftwater hydra)
Lineage: Eukaryota; Metazoa; Cnidaria; Hydrozoa; Anthoathecata; Hydridae
Product: probable aconitate hydratase, mitochondrial
Biological process (GO): tricarboxylic acid cycle
Cellular component (GO): mitochondrion; cytosol
Molecular function (GO): 4 iron, 4 sulfur cluster binding; aconitate hydratase activity
Source: RefSeq, a predicted model, not a curated record